CACGGUUUAAUAGCUAACAUUUUUCAUCUAGAAUUAUAUUUACCUUGGAACAGGGUUUUAUUUACAAGCCCAAUUUUCUUCCUCUCACUCGCAUUUUUAGUCUAUUAGGGUUUCACUGUGGAGAGUCACUGAGGAAGCGGAAGCCAUGGGAGAACGAAAACCGAUCCCUUUGGGGCUCUCUUUACUUCUCCUGUUAAUUGCUUGUUCUUCGUUUCACAUGCUUUGCACUUCUGAUGAUCACGAUGAUGCGAUCUUCUACGAGUCAUUUGACGAAGAUUUUGAAGGCCGUUGGAUUGUGUCCGAGAAGGAUGACUACAAAGGUGUGUGGAAGCAUGAGAAGAGUGAAGGGCAUGAUGAUUAUGGACUUCUUGUCAGUGAGAAGGCCAAGAAAUACGCCAUAGUCAAAGAACUUGAGCCUGUAAGUCUUAAGGAUGGAACAGUUGUUCUCCAGUUUGAGACUCGUCUACAGAAUGGCCUUGAAUGUGGCGGUGCAUAUUUGAAGUAUCUCCGACCACAGGAGGUCGGAUGGAAACCCAAGGAAUUUGACAAUGAAUCUCCAUAUUCUAUCAUGUUCGGUCCUGACAAAUGUGGGGCCACAAACAAGGUGCACUUUAUUUUCAAGCAUAAGAAUCCCAAGAGCGGGGAGUAUGUAGAACAUCAUCUGAAGUUUCCCCCAUCUGUCCCAUCUGACAAACUAUCUCAUGUAUACACUGCUAUUUUGAAGACUGACAAUGAGUUGCGAAUUUUGAUUGAUGGGGAGGAGAAGAAAAAGGCAAAUUUCUUAUCUUCAGAUGAUUUUGAGCCUCCACUUAUCCCUCCCAAGACAAUCCCUGAUCCUGAUGAUAAGAAACCCGAGGACUGGGAUGAGAGACCCAAAAUUCCAGACCCAAAUGCUGUGAAGCCAGAUGACUGGGAUGAGGAUGCACCCAUGGAAAUUGAAGAUGAAGAAGCUGAGAAGCCUGAAGGAUGGUUAGAUGAUGAGCCUGAGGAGAUAGAUGACCCAGAUGCAACUAAACCAGAAGAUUGGGAUGACGAGGAGGAUGGUGAGUGGGAAGCCCCUAAAAUUGAUAACCCAAAGUGUGAAGCAGCCCCUGGUUGUGGUGAGUGGAAGAGACCAAUGAAGAGGAAUCCAGCUUACAAGGGAAAAUGGCAUGCUCCCCUCAUUGAGAACCCCAAUUACAAGGGUAUAUGGAAGCCUCGGGACAUUCCUAAUCCAGACUACUUCCAACUUGAGAAACCUGAUUUUGAGCCUAUUGCUGCUAUUGGCAUUGAGAUUUGGACAAUGCAAGAUGGCAUCCUCUUCGACAAUAUUUUGAUAGCCAAAGACGAUAGUAUUGCAGAGUCUUAUCGGGAGACUACAUGGAAGCCUAAAUUUACUGUUGAGAAAGAGAAACAAAAGGCUGAAGAGUUGGCUCCCGAAGCAGGUGGCCUUGCAGCUUACCAGAAGAAGGUUUUUGAGCUCUUAUACAAGAUUGCGGACAUUCCCUUUCUCAGUUCCUACAAGCUUAAGAUAUUUGAUCUGGUUGAAAAGGCAGAGAAGCAACCCAAUCUAACGAUUGGAAUUCUUGCAUCCAUUAUAGUAGUCGUCUUGACAAUUUUCUUCAAGAUUAUAUUUGGAGGGAAGAGGCCUGCAAGAGUUGAGAGGACAAACGAGCAACCGGCAGAAACUUCCAAUAAUCAAGGCAGUGCUGAGAGAGAAGAGGACGAAGACAGGGAGGAAACAUCUGCUGCUCCCCGAAGGAGGCCAAGGCGAGAGACUUAACACCAUUGGUUGAAUAUGGAUGGUUGAAACGUGCGGCUAUCAGGAUCAUUGCUUGAUAAGUUUUGUGCUUGGUAGAACGAACUUAGGUCGAUUCAAUAGCAGUUUGUUUUCAUAAUUCACUUUUGCAUUUUGAGAUAUGGAUAUGCUUAAGGAGUGUAAAUCAGGACGUGCUUGUACAAUUGUUUAUCUUUAUUUUUACGCUAGUGGAAUUGGAUUUCCCCCCUUUUUGGGUAAAAGUGGAAGUGGAUUUCUUCUGUUGUCA
This is a messenger RNA of Neltuma alba, 2024 nucleotides long. Its product is annotated as calnexin homolog. Gene Ontology annotation, biological process: ERAD pathway; protein folding. The transcript has 6 exons. The record is from RefSeq and is a predicted model, not a curated record. Gene Ontology annotation, cellular component: endoplasmic reticulum membrane; endoplasmic reticulum. The coding region runs from base 146 to 1762 and encodes 538 amino acids. Gene Ontology annotation, molecular function: calcium ion binding. Lineage: Eukaryota; Viridiplantae; Streptophyta; Magnoliopsida; Fabales; Fabaceae.